GCUGAUGUAAUAAUGUGUGAUGAUGUCAUAAUGUGUGAUGAUGUCAUAUUGUGUGUGAUGUCACCAUAAUGCAACAGAGUGUGAUGAUGUCACACUAGGGGGUUAUUUAGAAACAAAAGUUACUUCUAUUUAAUAAAUACCGCAUCGGUGCGACACAAUACUCAUUGUUUUCGGGAUCAUUACAACAAUGGCCAUUAUAUAUUAACAGUUGUGUUUGUUACAUGCUUGUGUCUAAAGCACAGGACGUUUGGUUGCAUGAACUUAAAACUCCCCGAAUGUUUACCUUAGUUUAAGAUCUCCAUAUGAUUUCCCACCAUUUUUAAAUCAGAUGAGAAGAAGGCUUUAAUCCAUGGCGCCCUCUAUAACUCUCUCGCUUUAAUCCUUUGCAAACAGAGAUCUUGUAUAACAAAGACGUUUAUAUCUCUGCCAAGUUGCAAAAUAUUAAUAUUUAUUGGUUUAAUUAGUAAAUAUUGUUAAACUAGAUUUAAAUAUGAUAUGAGUAACACUGUUGCAGAAGUGUCUAUUGUUUAUACGACAUUUGUGUUUAAAUCAUGAUCACAUCAUAGUUUUGACAAUAUAACCUUUGAUUUAGUAACAGAUGACGACCUAUGUUGAUUUAUCUUACACUCCCUAUUUGUUUACCUUCUUUUAGAUCUCUAUGAAAUUUCCCGCCAAUAUUAAUUCAUAUGAGAUCUGGGUUUUAAAUUGUCGGACAUAGAUAUCUUCAAAAACAUUAACUAUUUUUUCUGUUAAAAUGGCGUGUUUGGUUUUGAGGACAAAGUUUAUGAAAUUUAUUCUUUUAUUUAGAGAUUAUUAUAUUAUUAUAAUUAAAAAUGGCUGAAACUGAAGCUGACGGUUUGAAUAUGAGCGACAAUCUGAUUAACUUCUCGUCAAUUUGCGAAGAUUUAAGGAAAAUCAUGUCAAAAGUUGUCGAUUUAAAAAGUGAGGGAAAAGACGCGAAAAACGAGAUAAUUGAACUACGUAUGAAGGGUUCUUUUCAUUUCCUAUCAUUGAAGCAAUUAAACCGAUGUUCGCAAAUCAAAUGUAAACAAAUGAAGGAUCAAACACUUGAGACGAAGCAAAAAUUGGACACGUACAACUUGCAACUGGAGAAUCUACAGUAUGAAAUAAGCCAUUUACACAAAGAAAUAACAAAGUGUUUAGAAUUCAGGUCGCGACACGAUGACAUCACCCUUGUGUCGGUUAAAGAUUUCUAUGAGCAAGCGCCAACCUCGAUAUCUAAACCUGGCACGACAAAGAGCAACGAACACAAUCGAACAUUGGCGAGACUGGAUCAUGAAUUGCUGCAACGAAAAACACUGGCUGGUGAACUUGGAAAACUGAAGGAAAACAAAAGGAAAGUUGUUGAGGAAAUAGGGAAGAAGAAACAACAUUUGCAAAUAUUGGCGCCAGCUUUACAAAGUCUUUUGAAAAGUUCGCUCCCGUUACAAGAAGUUUUGGACUUGCCGAUAAGUAAAACACAGAAACAACAUAAAACUUCGCAGUUGCUGCCUCGACCAUUGUUUGUGCUUUUUCUGCAAGCAAAGGCUUUCCAGGAGGCUUGUGACCCCAACAUGGAGGUUGAUAUCCACGGUGACACUGAUGCUGCGGUGAAGUUGUUCGAGGAUAAAACAUCGGGGGGUCGGGUUAUUGAUGCUACUGGGGGGGUGGGGUCGGGGGGAGAGUCCGAUUCCGAGGGUGAAGAUAUGGAGGAACAAGACACAGCGCGACGCAGAAACCGAAAGAAAGAAAUGUCAACGGAUCUUCCAACUACUGGUGUUUACUCCCCGCACCCCCUCGUGGUUUCAAUCAAGUUGUUUAAUAAUGCAGGUGUUGACAUCGAACUAACAUUUUCGUUUCUACCAAAACUUAAUUUUGUUUGCGUUAAAUCAUCAACAACGUCGACGUCGUCGAGUAAAAUGUCUGAGGUUUUACAAAGCCCCAUCCUCGGAACCAACAACCUUCUACAAUGUCUGGGUGAGGGGGCUGACUGGGGAACCACCUGCCCCAACCCCACCCCCAUGUCACCCAACAUGGAGAUGAUAUACGGGGUGGGUCGUCCGUAUAUGUGGGUUCAACGCUUGUGCGGGGUGGAUUGUAUGGGGGGGAACUUGAGGGGUGAAGACAUGAACACGAGUUCCACUCACAUGGAUGGGUUGAUGAAACAAAUUCGAUCACGCGUUGCAUCGAAGGUGGGUCUUGUACAACAAGUGGAACGAUUCCAACGACAAUUUAUUCAACGAGACAUUCAAAUAUCGACGACCCUUCCUGAUAAGAUCCACACCACGUUAUCCUCAUGGGCAGCCGUCGAGUACGAUGUUUAUUCCUCCCUCGAAUACACUCGGCCGGUGGUUGAACUGGGUCUGCUAGGUGGCGACGUCGAGGCUCACUCUUAUUACGUCACAAAGUUACGUCGUGGUUCAUCGGUCGAACUUAACGCAGCCAUUGUGGUUUUUGUCGACCACCCUGUACAACCCCCUCUAGUGUGCUUAUGCUUAGAAUGGAUGGGACGUAGGACGGCAACGAACGAUGAUAAUAUAAGGACAAUGGAAAUAGAAAUCAACGUCAAUCUUCCAAAGUUGGUGGAAAAUUUGGACGAAAUUUUGCCGUCCCAAGUUUUAAGGUUAAUGUCAAUGUUAGAAAUCUAUGUUGAAACUGAAUCGGAAACCAAACAUCCAAUUGAGUUUCCGAUGGACAAAUUUUGUUCAAAAAAAUUUAAAGGACCCAGUCGCAUGAAACCAUUUGUGUAUAUGACGUCAUCAAAGCAAUUAAGUCAUUAAAAUGUUAACUAUGAAUAAAAUGAACUUUGGUGUGCUGAGUAUUGAA
Ciona intestinalis (vase tunicate) is the source of this 2826-nucleotide messenger RNA. The record is from RefSeq and is a predicted model, not a curated record. NCBI's taxonomy places the organism in Eukaryota, Metazoa, Chordata, Ascidiacea, Phlebobranchia, Cionidae.